Messenger RNA from Erpetoichthys calabaricus (reedfish), 4775 nucleotides. RefSeq names its product guanylate kinase 1a (gene guk1a). The record is from RefSeq and is a predicted model, not a curated record. Gene Ontology annotation, molecular function: GMP kinase activity. Gene Ontology annotation, cellular component: cytosol. Gene Ontology annotation, biological process: purine nucleotide metabolic process. The transcript has 9 exons. Lineage: Eukaryota; Metazoa; Chordata; Cladistia; Polypteriformes; Polypteridae. The coding region runs from base 257 to 853 and encodes 198 amino acids.
UCGUCCCUUCCUGAUGACGUCAGGAGACAGUGCCGCAGUUUUGCAUGAUGCAUCCUGUGAGACUCAGGAGCCUACAGUGGGCGACAAAAUAGAAUACUUGAGUUCAAGAUUAUAGGCAAAUGCAUGUGCGGUUCUUCUCCAGGAUUGUAGCCGUCUCUUUUCCAGUCUUUGUCUGCCCUUUGAAGACUCCAUUCCUACAUGAUAUUUAAAGUGGGACCAUAGAAUAGCCACCACAAGAUUUGAGAGCUUUACAGCAAUGGUUGGACCAAGACCAGUAGUGCUAACUGGGCCCUCAGGGGCAGGCAAGAGCACUCUUCUCAAGAGACUUAUCAAGGAGUUUGAGGGCGUGUUUGGAUUCAGUGUCUCACAUACAACAAGAAAUCCUCGUCCUGGAGAAGAAAAUGGCAAAGAUUAUCACUUUGUAACACGGGAUGUGAUGCAGAAAGGUAUAUCUUCUGGAGAAUUCAUUGAAAAUGCAGAGUUUUCAGGGAACAUGUAUGGAACAAGUAAAGCCGCAGUACAUGAUGUGCAAGCCAAGAACCUGAUUUGCAUUCUUGAUAUUGACAUGCAAGGUGUGAAGAAUAUCAAAAGGACAGACCUUAACCCCAUUUACAUAUCCAUCCAGGCACCUUCUAUGGAAAUCCUUGAGAAAAGGCUACGUGACAGAAAGACUGAGACAGAAGAAAGCUUACAAAAACGUCUUUCUGCUGCUAGGAUUGACAUGGAAAUUAGUCAAGAACCAGGCCUAUUUGAUGCUGUAAUUAUUAAUGAUGAUUUGGAAGAAGCCUAUAGCAAAUUAAAGAGUGCUCUUAUUGUGGAAAUUGUGAAGGUCCAAGAUUCCAGGAAGGACUAACAUAGCAUUAUCUUUUUUUACUACCUCAUUCCAUGGAAGAAAAGUCCUUUGCUCACAUUCCUUUUUAACUGCCUUUUCACAUGAUAGCCUAUCUGUAAUUCUAAGAGAUUUAUUGCAUUUGUUUUAAAUUCUAUAUCAAUGAAACAAUUCUUUUAUUUUCUUGCUAUGAAGGCCACGUACUUUGGAUUUGUUUAUAAAAAAGGAAGACUUUUGACUUUUAAAAUUUAAUUUGUAACAAAUUGCACUCCCAGUUUAUUUAGAUGAAAUCCUGUUUGAUUAUUUAUGAGACUACACAGUUCUAGUAUCCAUUUCAGAAAACCUCGAAUCAUGUCCAGAUAAAGUGUAUUCAUUAUUUGUUAGAACUAUCUGUAUGUGUGUGUUUAUCCUAAAAAUAAGUUUUAUUUGUGCAUAGUAGCUGACUUCCACUGCAGCCUAAAACCUAUAUAAAGUGAAUGUAUGUAAACAGAUUUGUUUCAACAGGAGUUCUUCAGUUAGGGGCACCCAUCUGUUUUAUUGUGAAAGUAUAAAACUGAUGUUUUUUUUUAAAGAAAGUUUAAUAUUUUUAUAGUUUUAUGUAAGAUGUUUAAUUCUUGUAUUAGGAAAGAUUAUUUGGCUCUCUACACAUGAUUAUUAAUUUUAAGUUAAUAGUGAAACCAUCUAAAAAAUGUUUUCACACUUAAUUAGCAGGGAUUGGCAUCAGUAACAGCAUACUCAUUUUAAAAAAAAUUGUCUAGCAAAAGUAAAUCUUUAAGACCAUAGACAUUAGACUAUGAAUGCCAACACUAUUAUAUACAUUUUUAAAAAAAUACCACUCAUGUUUAACAGAGGGACUCUGUUUGAAAAUAAAAUAAACUGAAUGGAAAACUGACCAUUUUUUCCAUGAUCAUUAUGAAAAAAAAUUAACAUACUGUACUCCGUUAAAUAUUAAGAUUGUAAGGAAUCUAAUGAACCCUGAAUUUUAAAGAAUGAUGAGGCUGCAAACACAAUUGCAUAACAAUAACAACAGCAACAAGUUAUUUCUGUACCAAAUUGACAUACAAAAGAUGUAGCUCAAACUGCUUUACAAGAUGUCUCAAAGAAAUAGUUACAAGCAAAGGAAAAAACAAAUAUUGCACACUUACAUAAGAGAGACAUGUAAUUUAGCAAAGCAGAGUCCUUAAAUAUAGAAAUUUUUCUAAGUCCCUGAAUGCAAGUACGAUAAUAAGGUCAAAUGAUCAGGAACGAUAGUAAAAAUAAAAUAAUGCAAAUCAGGCAUUUGAUAACAAGAGAUGGACACCAAAAGGCCAAAUUCAAGCCAAUCUUGUAGUAUCCCACCACCCAUUUAAUUAAAUCUGUCACACCAGGCAAAUUCAUUCAUAUGAGAGCAUAUUACACAAAAGAAACCACAAAAAUAAUAUAAAAGCAUUUGUGACAUCAGUAUUUGACAAUACAUGCAAAUGAACAAGAAAAUAUUAUUUACAUGGCCCCAGACAUGCCUGUUUCUCAGGUGAUGGUAAUUAAUCGUGAAUAGUUGUGAUGAUUGUAUUUACAGUUGUGAAAGAUGGUCUGCCUCUAGCAAAACAACUUUACUGAAGAUACUAACGGAUCAGUUUCACCAGCGGUUUUGAAAACCAUGUUAGCUUGCCAUCCUGCUCAGUGUGUGUGUGGAAGCAAAAUAAACUUGGGCCCUCUCCCAGACAAGUAGCAGUUCAUUGAUUUGAACUUUUUAGUUAUUGCCUUAACUCUAAAUGUGGACAUUUUUAGGGGUGUGGCAAUUUUUUAUAGCCAUUUCCUUACUUAUGAAGGUGAGCUCACUUUUCUUUCAUUUGAACAGUGUAUUCUCCUGCCUUUCUCAUGUUGAUGAAUGUCUAGGGGAAUUUGGCCUCUGUGACUACUCAUAUGUAUAUACCCCAGUGAAACAGAAAGUCUGAAUUACUGCUUGGACGUUUCUACACGCUCUGUAAAAUGUCAGAUAUAAAUGGAAAUAAUGCUUCAGUUACACUUUGUUCACAAGAGUUUCUAGGGGUGCCAAUUAUCAUAUGGCAUAUGUGGUUUUGUUAAAAGUAAUUAUUUCAAUUAAAGUUUGGAUUUCUCUCAUUUUUUUUAGUGUGAGAUUAAGGUAUCUCAGCAAAAGUGAUUUUUUGCUUACAACCCUUUUCACUCCUCGUUAUCAGGGGUGCCAAUAAUUGUAGAGGAGAAACUGUAGUUGCAUACAUUAAAUAUGCAUUUCCUCCUCUGAGGUCCAACUUAAAAAGCAGAUCCAUUUAGUUAGUCUUUCGAUGUUUGGAUUCCAUCAGUAUGGAAUCAAAACUUAAAACGGUGAAUAUGAUGGUUUCUGUUUUCCACAUUUCACCAAGUGUACAAUUGGCUUUAUCAAUCCACAAUGCAACCAUGAUAUUUAAAAUUACAUUUUUGCAACUAGAAAUAUGUCAUAGUACAAAUAUACACCCACACUAUUUUUAGGAAUAAGAGAUUUAAGAUGCAAGUGUAAUUACUGUAUCUCUAGAGCAACAUUUGCAUUCCCAGGAAGUAAAUUAAAUUGGAGAAUGACAAGUACUGCUUUCUUGGCUUCAAGAGAAUACUGGUCAGAGAUACAUGGUUCAUUUUUUAAUUUUUAAUUUCUAAAAAUGCUUGCAAUUUCCAUGUAACAAACUGUAUUGUAUAGUCGACAUUUUUUCUUUCACUUUUUGUAAAGAGAAGAAGUCGUCACUGGAAGUAAACAGUUUUCUUUGUUGCUUUAUGGAGGAGCACAAAUGGAAGGUUCUAUAAAGCAGCGUGUAGGGGUACUGUCAUUGGAAAUUUGCCAAAAAAAAUGAAUGCACAAAAACAAAAACUGUCUUUUUUGCCUUGGGAUGAGGCAGACAGGUAAGUCCUUAGAAAAAGCAGAGGCCAACAAGAAUUUUAGUGCUUAUUAUUGCAACUAACUGCUGCUUCUGCUAGGCUGAUAUACAAAAUACUCUUCUAUGCUGCCUUAAAGUCGCUUAGUUAUGUAAGAGGCAUUCUUGUCCCUUGUCUCAAAGACCACUACCAGAGAGCCUUAACAACUGAAAUGUCAUUCCCAUCCUUUCUGAAAUAAAGCAGCAGACUGUAACCAUUCAGAAAAUUUAAAAUUUUUUAUUUCAGGUUUCAAAUAAACUUUAGAGUACGGUUGGUAAUCUUAAUGAAAAAAAUCCUUGAAAAUGCCCAUCCCUGUUGUUGAGUAUUUUACAUUAAAAACAGGCCAGUCUUUUCUUAGUUAAGGGUUCUAAAAUGUACCCUUCAAAUCUUUUCUUUGUUUGUUUUUUUUUUUUUUAAACCUAACUAAAAUGGGUGUCAGGUGUGGUCUCCUGUCCACACCUCCGUAGACACAACUAUAGAAUACAGCACUGGACAAGAAGAUAAAAUACCGCAUACUUCACGCAAAUGUAAUUUCACAUUCAUUCACUUCACAGCAAUUUAGAAAUGGCCAUUAAUCUGAUAGCAUGGCUUUGAAUGGAAGAAAGAAAGGUAGUGGUGGAAACCUGUUCAGAGAUGGGGAAGACAGUACAAACUUCACAGAGAAAAAACAUCUGCCUAAGUAUCAAGUAUCAAGUGCUGUUGCAUAGGAUGCUUAUGUUUUUAUCAAAAAAGACAAAAUUUUGUUUAUUCUAACCUUGUAGUUGAGAGUUAACAUUAUAAAUUAAAUUGCACAGAUAUUGCAGAUGUUGGAUUAUAUUAAGAUAGAAUGUCAAGGAAGUAUAAAUUAUUUGUUUUACUUCUCAGGAAAUAGAAUAUACUAAUACCACUCCUUUUUCUUCAAAGUACAGUUUCUGAAUGCCAUAUUGUAACAUGUGUUGUGUCCUGUUUUAUGCUGCUUAAAAAUGUGUUUGAUGUACUUUUUAUGAAAACAAAACUGUUAAUAUAAGUGGGAUAUGUCUAGCAGAACAGUUUGGAAUAGUGCACAAUAAAAUAACUUCUACAUUAA